AUGCCAUUAUAUCUCUGUCAUUUCUCUUCUUUUCCAAUUCAUUUUUCUCUUCUUUUCCCAAUUCAUUUUUCUCAUCUUUUUCCAGUUUAUUUUUCUCUUCCUUUCCCAAUCUGUUUCUAUUCAUUUACUGCCUCUGUUCUUUUGCCUUCUUCAUCUUUUCCAUUCAUUUUCUUUUCUUUCGUACGCCAUUUCAGUUUUUUUUUAAGUUUCUGUUCUUCUUUAUUUAUUUAUUCAUGUUUUUAUUUUAUUUGUUCUUCUUCAUCUCAUUCACCUUUUUUGUCAUUCCUCUUUUUCAUUUCUCAUUCUUUCUUUUUUUUAUUCUUUAUCAUUUUUUUCUUAUUCUUUUCUUUUUACUUUCUCAUUCCUUUCUGUAAUUUUUCUUAUUCUUCUUUUUCUCAUGCUUCCUUUUUUGUCAUUUUUCUUAUUCAUAUCUUUUCAUUCUUUCUUUUCUUUUUUUCUUAUUCUCCAUCAUUUGUCUCUUUAAUUUUUCUCAUUCUCCUUUUUUCAUUUUUUCUUUUCUCAUUCUUCUUUUCAACUUUUCUCAUUUUUUCUUUUCUCUUUUUCUUGUUUAUCAUUUUUUCUUUUUAUUUACUCAUUUCUCUUUAUAAUUUUUUUCUCAUUCUUCUCUUUCAUCUCUUCACAUUCUUUCUUCUCUUUUUCUUCUAUUUUAUCCUUUUUUCUUUUUAUUUUCUCAUUCCUCUUCUUUUGUCAUUUUUCAUUUCUUUCUUCUUCAUCACUUCUCAUUUUUCCUUUCCCUAUCUUGUUUUUCCUUCUUUUUUUUACUUAUUCUUCUUUUUUAUAUCAUAUGAUUUCCCCACCCCUGUCAUCAUUCUAAUCAUCACUCUUCUCUUUAUGUAUUCUUUAAUUUCUUCCGUUUCUCGUUUAUAUGUUAUUUCUCGCUUUCAAUUUCCUUCUCUCUCCUCUCUUUUUAAAUUUCUUUCUUACCCAGUCUCUUCUUCUCCCUCUUAUAUUAGUUUUCAGUACCCACUUGCUUCCUUUAUUUUUUUACCAUUUUCCUUCCUUUUUCUCUCUUCUUGA
Molecule: messenger RNA, 1038 nt
Organism: Acanthosepion pharaonis
Lineage: Eukaryota; Metazoa; Mollusca; Cephalopoda; Sepiida; Sepiidae
Source: the annotation of a GenBank genome assembly